UCCAAUGUCAUUAACCUUACUUCCCAGACAAUAGAUGUCGGCCUGACCCAGAUGCUAUGGAAGUACUGUGAUUUUGACGAGACACUAAUUGUUGGAAGCAUUGCAUAUAAAGACUUAAUUGGAAAAUUACUGGGUCUAAACUGUCAUUAUGAGGAUGCUGUGAAGGAGGUGAUGUGGGGUCUGUAGAAUCUCAUGCAUACUUUAGUGCCUCAAGAACAGUCUGUGGUGGCUAAGGACGACUUGUUUCCCAUGAGCCUAGGAUUGCAUAUGGUCUUAACUAGACACAAUGUUAAUGUCGAGAAAGAGAUGCUUAAUGAAAGUAUUAUUAAGAAGACUGCCAAGGUGUAUGAAACUGAUUUACGUGAAAAAGUACAUUCAAGGUUCUUGCACAAAACGCUUGACGAGAAGUUUAAGGAGCUAUCUGGGGUUGAUACCAAAGACUGGCCUUUAUUCAAACUUGCAACAGCUUCGAAGAUGAUGUUUGAUCCUCAUGGAAGACUUAAACUUGGUUAUCCUCACAAGAUCUUCUCACACAAUGAGCUUAUGGUUAUUAGGCGUGAUGCACCUCUAUAUCAAAAAACCGUCAAUAAGGAACGUAUAUUGAAAGUCUAUAAUGACGUUAUUACUCUCCGUGAAGGCAAGGCAGAAUUUCUGUAUGAAUUGCGCAUCUUGGUUAAGGAGGCUAAAGCAGCACUUGAAACUGAAGAAGUGCAGGAGAAGCCUUCAGCAAAUGGUGUCGACUCCAAGAAGCAAGUUGGCUGCAAAUGUUUAACAGAGGAUAUCACGGUACCCAACAAAAGUAGCAUUGAUGAGGGGCAACACUGUCAUAUCACAGAUGCAGUUGAUGAAGACAUCUUGCCACCCAGGAAUAGUGCAGUUUCUGUUUUGCUUCAUACCUCACCAAAUCAUAGCAUGCCGCAAGGCGAUGUGCAUACAAGUAGCAUCGUUUCUGUGGCGCCUCAAGUAGUUCCAAGAAGCAUGGUUCCUGCUUCCCAGGAGGUCAAUGCACUCCGCACAGGUGUAGAAGUAAAGAUGCAGGAAAAGGAAAUUGAAAACAGUACUAGCGUCAAGCAGGCGAAUACAAUUCCAGAUGAAUGUAAUGUUGAAACUCAUACUACUGGAGGAGAUGAUCAGGAUCAAGAAACUAUUGUUGAAGGAAGAAAGGAGGCCGAAGGCAUGGGGAGUGUAGAUAACCCUAAAGAACUAAAAAUCCUGACCGAGGAAAGCACCAAAUGA
Messenger RNA from Lolium rigidum, 1236 nucleotides. RefSeq lists its product as uncharacterized. The record is from RefSeq and is a predicted model, not a curated record. Lineage: Eukaryota; Viridiplantae; Streptophyta; Magnoliopsida; Poales; Poaceae. The transcript is spliced from 5 exons. The coding region runs from base 193 to 1236 and encodes 347 amino acids.